AUGGAUGGGGAGCAGUACGAACGGACACAGGAGAUUAAAAUCGAUAUACCUGUAAUGGACAGCGCAGACACGAGGGCACGAAUAAUAGCUCGUAUCGAAAGUGUAACAUCGUCCAUAAUCCAACAGAUAUGUUCCAACCAAUUACCAAGCAUUUCCUGCUCGGUACUAAAAAAUUCCAACAAAACAGACUCGCAGACGUACUCGCAAAACGAUUCAUCAAAUUUCGCGUCACGUACUCCCGAUGGAGAGGAAAGUGACGAGGAACGGGUUGACAGGAAAGUGGUGGCGAACUUUGCAGCAAGUAGGGGUAAAGACAAAUUUGCCUUGAUGAUGACGGUAAUGGCCACGGCUCAUCGUUUGCUAAUUACCAACACCACCGCUACGAGGAGAUCCCUUUACUACGAUUUGAAGAACGAGGAGACGUCGAAUUUGGUGCUAGGACAGGGAUACGUGGACAGAGCCGUGAACUGUGUCGCUAAUUUGCUAAAUUGUGCACCUUGGGAACUCAAUAUUUUAGCAACGUCGAAAGGAUUAGCGGCAGGUGACUUGACGCUCACACUAAUCGAUAAUCGAAGCAUCGAUUGCUCCGUACCAGGUGGUGCUCUCAUUCCGUGCAUCAACUCAAACGUAACAUCGGUUCGCACCACGGCGAAAAUGGUGCUGAUCGUUGAGAAGGAUGCUGUCUUUCAGAAGCUGUUGGAAGAUGAUUGUAUGUCCUCGUUGAACUGUAUUCUGGUAACGGGAAAAGGAUAUCCGGAUGUAGCCACUAGGAUGCUGGUUAAACUGUUAGCCGAGAAGUUGGGGCUUCCGGUUUAUGUGGUCGUCGACGCUGACCCUUUCGGUGUCGACAUAAUGUGUGUUUACCGUUUUGGUUCAUCAACCUUAUCCAAGGAAAACGAGAGUCUGGUAUGUCCGAACGUGCGCUGGUUAGGUAUCCAUCCAUCAGAAUUGCAGCCUUUAGGGGUGAACACCAUUCCUUUAACCGAAUUCGAUUUAUCGAAAUUGACUGCCAUCGAAAGUCGACCCUACAUGACGCCUCGCUUUUUUAAAGAACUUGAAAUUAUGCGAAAGGGGAAGGCGGAGAUUGAGAACGUGUCUUCGUUCUCGAGGAAAUUUUUAACUUCUAUGUAUUUGCCUUGCAAGAUCAAAGGACAGGAUUAUAUUUAA
Megachile rotundata (alfalfa leafcutting bee) is the source of this 1167-nucleotide messenger RNA. RefSeq names its product meiotic W68 (gene mei-W68). Gene Ontology annotation, molecular function: DNA topoisomerase type II (double strand cut, ATP-hydrolyzing) activity; ATP binding; DNA binding. Gene Ontology annotation, biological process: meiotic DNA double-strand break processing; meiotic DNA double-strand break formation; reciprocal meiotic recombination. Gene Ontology annotation, cellular component: nuclear chromosome. Lineage: Eukaryota; Metazoa; Arthropoda; Insecta; Hymenoptera; Megachilidae. The record is from RefSeq and is a predicted model, not a curated record.